Molecule: messenger RNA, 2626 nt
Organism: Trichechus manatus latirostris (Florida manatee)
Lineage: Eukaryota; Metazoa; Chordata; Mammalia; Sirenia; Trichechidae
Gene: CEP68
Product: centrosomal protein 68
Exons: 8
Coding region: 241-2520 (759 amino acids)
Source: RefSeq, a predicted model, not a curated record
GCCGCUUGGGACCCCUCCUUGGGGCCUCCGCAUGGGGUUGAUGGGCCGCGGGCUCCGCUGCCGGGGCCGGUCGCUGUGUCUGAAGCGUCCGAGACGCGAAAUACCAUUUCCACGAAAAUCAUUUAUGGUGCAUUUCAGACCUUCUUACCUGAUCCUUGAAGCAAUUUGUGAGCUCUAGCGACACGUUACCCUUGUUCAGGAAGCUGAAGGCUUCAGCAGCCCUGACCUGGGGAGGACUUAAUGGCCCUGGGUGAGGAAAAGGCAGAGGUGGAAGCACCCUCGGACACAAAGGCCCAGCUCUAUGGGAGGUGGAGCUGCAGGGAGCAGGACGUGGCCACCCUGGGGCCGGCAAGCGGGGAGCAGCCGGCAGGCCUGGAAGCUGAGGGAGGGCCCGCCUCCCCUAUGUGGGGGGCAGAGGGGCUGCCGGCCCUGGCCUGCUCAGUGGGGGCUGCCCCUGGCUGCCCCUCUGGAGCCCUCCAGCCUCAGGCUAGCAGCACGAGCAGAGAGUCGGUAGCUGGUGGGUCUAAGCCUGCUCUUGGCUGCCUGUGUCCUCCUGCCAGCACGAGCACUGGAGACAUCUUGCAGUCUGUGGGAAGCCAGUUGGAGGAGACCAAGCUUUCUGCCUCAGAGGAGCUACCUCAAACCCUUACCGUUCCCAGAACUACAGCCCUUUGCUCAGGACACGAUGCUGACACUGAAGAUGACCCGUCCCCAGUGGAGUCACCCCAGGUGCUGGACAGCAGCCAACAGCCUCAUGUCUCAGGUUUCCCUUUCUCGUCAAGGUGGAUGUCCAGGGUGAGCCCAGGUACCCCUGCUCUUCCUCAGCUUUCCAGCCACAGCAUCUCUGCCUCAUCCCCGGUCAGCAGUGUCCAGAGUUGCCAAGACAAUGUGGAGCCUCAGAGUUGCUCCCCAGCCAGGGUCUCCUCCUCUCUGGACCUGGUCGUCCCCCAGUUGCCCCCGGCUGUGGUGGGGCCAGGGCCUCAGGUCCGCUGGUCACCUCAGCCUGUGUCCUCUGAAGGUGGAGCUGCUGGGCCGGGCAGGAGACGCCUCUCCUUCCAGGCCGAGUACUGGGCCUGCGUGCUGCCGGAUUCCCUGCCUCCUUCCCCUGACCGCCGCUCCCCUCUCUGGAACCCAAAUAAAGAGUACGAAGACCUGCUUGACUAUACUUAUCCCCUGAGGCCUGGUCCUCCACUCCCAAAGCACCUUGACAGCCACAUGCUGACUGAGUCUGUGCUGCAGGACUCUGGUGUAGACCUGGAUAGCUUCUCCGUCUCCCCAGCAAGUACCCUGAAGUCACCCACUAAUGUUGCCCGCAGUUGCCCACCAGCAGAGGCCACUGCCGUGCUGUUCUCUGGGGCCACAGAGCCAGGCCUUCAGCGCUGGCCCCCUGGAGUGCCCCAGAAGCAGGGCAGCGUGGGCUUGCCAUCUUGUAGCCAGCUCACAUCUACCCCCAGAGCCUCAGGGAGUAGGGCUGCUCCUUGGCAGAGCAGAGAGCCAGCCCUGAGGGGCCCAAAGGUCUGGCUCCCCACGGGCACGCACCUCGAGGGGAGCUCUCCCACGCUGAGGACACAGGGCGGAGGGUGGCCCUCGUCCAAGCCAGAGAGGGAGAAGGGGGCCGGCCAGAGUGUCCCACGCCCCACCUACAUGGCGUCUGGAUGGGAAGCAGAAGAGGAGGUGGAGAGCGAAGAUGAGUAUCUUGCCCUGCCUGCUCGGCUGACACAGGUUUCUAGUUUGGUUUCAUAUCUAGGUUCCGUUCCCACCUUGAUGCCCGUGCCCAACGGGACCGCCAAAGGACAGAGCUCCCUGGAAGUCUCGGACAGUGAUGGGCUAGCUUCCCUCCCAUCAGACUCUAGCCCAAGCCAGCUUCCCUCUGUGACUGUGCUUCCAGAGUCCCGGGGCUCUGGGAGCCAGAACCACUGCUUCCUGCACUCCUUGAUCCGAGCCCGAGACUCUGCAGGGGAAGGCAGUCUGGCGAGCAGCCAGGCCCUGGGGGUGCCCUCUGGACCACUGAGAGCGCGCCUCUCCUGCCAGACCAUGCUGGACCAGCGGGCGUUCGCAGACCCGGGUGCUGACGGGCAGCCUCCCAGGAGAGAAGGAGAGCAGAGAAAAUCGCUUGUGCAGUGUGUGAAGACAUUUUGCUGUCAGCUGGAAGAGCUGAUCCACUGGCUGUAUAACGUAGCAGACGUGACAGACCACUUGAUUCCACCCAAGUCCAAUCUUACAGGCCUCAAGUCUUCUCUGCAGCUUUACCGGCAAAUUAAGAAAGAUAUAGAUGAACACCAGCUCCUGACAGAGAGCGUCUUACAGACCGGGGAGAGUCUUCUACAGUGCCUGUUGGACAAUACCCCAGUUUUAAAGGAUGUCCUGGGGAGGAUCGCGGCGCAGUCCGGUGAGUUGGAGAGCCAUGCGGACCAUGUGUAUGACUCUAUCUUAGCCUCUCUGGACAUGCUGGCUGGCUGCACCCUCACCCCGGGCAAUAAGCCAGUGACAGCAAAGGAGCGCCAGUGUGAAGGGGUCUAACCAGGCAUCUUCUCAGGCAGAGAUGUAAUCUGUCGGCCAAAACCUGGCUGGUGGGAGAAACAAGCUUUCAGGAAGUCUUUGCAAAAACCAUUUAAAACUGAAGUCA